Molecule: messenger RNA, 3414 nt
Organism: Populus nigra (black poplar)
Lineage: Eukaryota; Viridiplantae; Streptophyta; Magnoliopsida; Malpighiales; Salicaceae
Product: dehydration-responsive element-binding protein 1E-like
Exons: 2
Coding region: 88-849 (253 amino acids)
Biological process (GO): regulation of DNA-templated transcription
Molecular function (GO): DNA binding; DNA-binding transcription factor activity
Source: RefSeq, a predicted model, not a curated record
GUGAGAAACGAGUUCUCAGCUAGAGCAUAUACAAUACUUCACUAGAGUGUUUCAUUAUCCAAUAAAAGAACUCAAGAACAUUACUUUAUGGAUGUUUCCUGUAGUUAUUCUGAUCAGAACCCAGUUGGGUCAAUGAAUUUGUUGUCAGUUCUUGACGAGCAAGAAUGCUCUUAUUCUUCUGUUCUUUCAGAUAGUAGCAUCACUAGUAGUGUUACUAAAGGAGCUAAACCAGCUGCAAUUUUUUCUGACGAGGAAGUAAUAUUAGCUUCCAGGAAUCCGAAGAAGAGGGCAGGAAGAAAGAAGUUUAGGGAAACAAGGCAUCCUGUGUAUAGAGGAGUGAGGAGGAGGAAUUCGGGUAAGUGGGUUUGUGAAGUUAGAGAGCCUAAUAAGAAAUCAAGGAUUUGGUUAGGGACUUUUCCUACGGCUGAUAUGGCUGCUAGGGCACAUGAUGUUGCUGCUUUGGCGUUGAGGGGGAGGUCUGCUUGCUUGAAUUUUGCUGAUUCUGCCUGGAGGUUGCCUACUCCGGCUUCCAGCGAUGCUAAGGAUAUUCAGAAGGCUGCAGCGGAGGCAGCGGAGGCUUUCCGGCCGGAGGGGAGUCUGGGAGUCGAGUUAACGAGGACGGGAGAUGAGGUUGAGAAGGUUGCAGGGACGGCGGCGGGGGAUGUGUUUUAUAUGGAUGAUGAUGCAGAUUUUGGAAUGCCAGCUUCAUGUGCAUGUUUAAAUGUUUCAAGUAUUUCUCACACCAGUCUUACAGCAGAUAAACACAACAAAGGUUUCUGUCCAACACAACGAAACUACAUCAAACUAUCAGCUCCUGCCAAACCCAGAUUGCCCUUCGAAGCUCCGUAAGUAUAGAGAGUUUGAACCAGCCAACAGGAUGGAGGAGAUCCCGGCUGAUCAACUUCUCUACUCUGGUGCUAGAAGUUAUCUUUCCCCUUGUCAAACCAUCAACGAACAGAUUUCCCCGGGAAAACUUCUGAUGUCACACACCGGCUGUUGCGGCUCAAGUCCUUUCCCACCAAAAACUACAGUAUUCCACCAUUACCAUGAUUCCCAGAUUAAUAAUGAUACCAAACAGAAGUGGUCGAACUCAAAAUAGUCCUCAUCACCUUCUGCCUUUAAGUUCCUCAUCAGCCACAUUAAACAAUUUACAGCAAAGAAGUUGGGUUCAUUUUGGCUGGGAAGCAGGAAGCCCCAAACCUGUUUGCAAACUCUCAGUGCAUGAAGACACUCUUCCUUGGUUGUUUCCUUGCAAUUUUUCCUGUUCAGCCAUGGAUAUCAUUUAUUUGACCCUUUGGCAUGGGCCAAAAAAGCCAAGGGAAGAAGAAAUACACAUCACAGCAAGGUUAGCAAUGCAACCAUAUACGCUACCAGACCAUUCGUUGCAGAACCAACUUCAACCUCCUGCAGGAAUUACACAGUGCCAGUCUUCUAUUCAGCCUGCCCAGCCCAUCCAGACAUAUUCAACUAUCAGUGGUACUUCAAAGUACCCUUAGCAACUAAUAUUGUCUGAUGCAGCUUAAUGCUUGAUUUAACCUGAUACAACUUGCAGAAGCACCACACCUCAACCAAAUUCUAACGAAACUAAACAUUAUGGGGUUCAGUUUUACCUUCCAAGCAACACUUUCACAAACCAUGAUUUUUACAAGGCUAGAGAAUCUUGCAUUCCUCACAUUAUUUAUGCACAGUGAUUUUACUCAAAAUAAAAUUCAUUUCGCUAGCAAGAGGAUAUUCCAUUUCAAAACAUUCAGCAAACACAUUGGAGAGUCCCGCCUAAUUAUUUGGUCUCAAUUAUAGUCAGUCAAAUUCAACAAAUAGACAACAAAAGUACUGGGCUCCCGUAUUCUUUCGAGACAUUAAACAAACACAUAGCUGACACUAGUUUACUAGCUGCUAAGCCUACGAUUUCACUUCUUCAAUGACUCCCUCGUCAGAAUCCAAUAAGACAGGAUCACUUAGACUGCUUUGAUGCUCUUCCUGCUGCUGCUGCUGCUGGUCAGUGUUCAUCAUCUGCUCCAUGUCUUUUAGCCUGGUCCUUACCACACUUGUAACCAAAACUGCAACAAUAAAAAUCAAUAAAUAAAUUAAUAUAUAGGAGGAUAGAGGAAAUGGGUUUUUAUAGGUGGUGAUCUUACUGCCGGCGGUGCCGAUGGUCCAUAACCAGAGGAUCUUCAAGCCUGGACUCGUCUCUCUCGGCAUUAUAGAUGAAGAAAUUGUGCCUUUUCUUUGUUUCUCUUUUGCCAAUUACUGAAGGAUGACAUGCUAUGGGGCUGGGGGUUGGUUAAUGUAAUUAGAUGGGCUUCAUAUAAGUUAAUUAGUUUAAUUGCUAAAAUUAGAGUAAAAACUUAAGAUAACAAUGAACAAACAACAUAAUCAUGCAAUCAAAUAUGCAUCUAUAUAACUAUACAAAUAGAGUGUUACGAAUUUAUUGCUGAAUUAUGGAAGAAUCAUCAAAAGAGACGAGGAUAACUGAGAGAGACGACGUAUUUGUGAGUCCUUUCAAUGAUUAUUAUAGAUUUUUUUUAUUUUAAUAAUUUUUUUUGGUAGAUAUUGGCUUUUAGUAUUUAACUAGAUUUAAAGGUCUGGGCUAUGCAAACGGCCAAAACAUUUUUUUUUAUGUAAGCAGAAAAAAAUGUCUAGUUAACUCAAGUAUGCUUUUAAAAAAUACAACUAAGGGCAAAGACUUCACCUAUAAAAAAAAGGUUGAUCUAUGAAUCAACUUAGAAGAAGAAUAACAGGAACAUGUGACAAAAAAAAAACAAUUAAAAAAUAGCGAUGAAGUUAAGAUUCUACUCAGUUAAAUAUUGAACACAAAAAAAAAAACCUGAAUUAACCUGACCUAGCAUGUCACUUAUAUAAAUUAUAACACUAAGAUAAGCAAAUAAAAAUCAAAUAAAAAAAAAUUCAAAGUCAAAUCCUGAACAAAUUCAGCAUCGAAAGAUGAAAUUUAAAAGAGAAUCAAUUAAAAAAAUAUAAAAAAACCAACGCAGACCAAGCUCAUCAAUCAUGGCAUAGUUUUGAAACUCGACCCGAUCAUUGACUCGGUCAAGUGAUUGAGUCACGGGUCAGAUAGGUUGACCCGGAUCAAUAAAAACAAAAAAACACUACAGAUAAUUAUUCAAUUAAGUGAGCCAUACAGAAAAUGGUAAAGCAUUAAGUCGCAUAGCCAACUGCCAAAAAGUCUAGCUGGAAACUUGAGCUUCAUAUCCUUUUAUUUGACAGAGUAUUUGAAGCUAAAACUCACUGUAAUGCUUAGGAUUUCUCUUCCAAGGUUACAUAGGUACUAGUUUACAGGUUGUCUGUGGCACUUAAAACAUGAUGCAAAAGUAGCAGAAAGAAAAUAAUGACACAAGGCAGUGGUCAUUAUUUGUCUGUGGCCGAACUCAGGGGACUGCCCGGUGGAGCACCACCAAA